AUGCAGCAGAAUCCUGAACCAAAAUUCUCCCAACUCUCAGAGGAUUAACGCAACAACAAUGUCGAAAUUCGACCCUUACGAACACCUCCAGAUCAAUCUCAACCCCGACGGUGGCAUCACCCGCCUCAUGGAAUUGCCCGAUGUCGACCCCAACCCCGAACCCGUACCUGGUAAACACACCGUCUCCAAAGACAUUAUAAUUAACUCCGAAACAAACGUCUUUGCUCGUAUAUACCGGCCAACGAAACUGCCAUCCAACGACAUGACCGUCGCCCGCCUUCCCAUUUUGCUAUACUUCCACGACGGGGGCUUCAUCUUCGGCAGGGCAUCCAACGUGCUGACCGAUAAAGCAUGCUACGAGUUCAGCGGUGAAAUACCCUCCAUCGUUGUCUCCGUCGAUUACCGUCUUGCACCGGAGAACCGGCUUCCAGCGCAGUACGAGGAUGCCGUGGAUGCAAUCCUCUGGGUGAAGAAACAGGUGAUGGACACAACAGGGGAGCAGUGGCUUAAAGAUUACGGAGACUUCACCAGAUGUUACCUUGGCGGGCGAGGCUCCGGUGCCAACAUUGCGUUCCAGGCUGCGUUAAGAUGUUCUGCUUUGGAUCCGAAGCCUAUAGAGAUCACUGGAAUUUUCAUGAACCAACCCAUGUUUGGAGGAAAACAAAGGAAACAGUCUGAGCUGACUUUCGCAACGAAUCAACUGCUACCGUUACCGGUGAUUGACCUCCUGUGGGAACUAGCAUUGCCCAAAGGAACCGAUCGGGACCAUCGUUUCAGCAAUCCGAUGUCAGAUGGACCGUACAGGAGAAAGAUUGGUUCAAUUUUAAGGAGGUGUUUAGUGAUCGGGUAUGCUUUGGAUCCUAUGAUCGACCGGCAGCAAGAGUUUGUGAAUAUGUUGGUGACGAGCGGCGUCCAAGUUGAGGCACAUUUUGAUGAUUUGGGGUUCCACAAUGUUGAUAUGGUGGAUAUAAAUAGAGCACAAGCUAUCUUGAAUAUAAUCAAGGAAUUUAUCAUCUGAAAAACUACCCUCCCCUCAACCCCCCCGCCUUUUGCUUUUUAGUCAAUUGUAGUAGGAACAUGGACCAUAUUUCUUGCGUUAUCUCAAUUAAUGGCCACCAGUUCU
Molecule: messenger RNA, 1123 nt
Organism: Rubroshorea leprosula
Lineage: Eukaryota; Viridiplantae; Streptophyta; Magnoliopsida; Malvales; Dipterocarpaceae
Source: the annotation of a GenBank genome assembly